AUGCCCGCUUCUCGCCACCUUCCCCAUCCCCCGGGAGACGUGCAGUCCUACAACCGCGCCCUCGUCCACUUCAACAGAGGCUGCCGCGCCGUCCUUCUCGACACCCUCAGGCGCGUCUACUACCGCUGGUCCAAGGCCGCCACCACCCCCGUCAUCACGGUUCAAGACGAGCCCACGCCGCGCCCGCACCCUCAGCCUCACCCACUUCCACCUCGUCCUGCCCCACUCUUGACAAACAGCAAGAACAACCCCAACCUGAUCCCACUGGGAAACAAGAACCGAAACUACAACGCGUCCGCUUCGCCACCCAGCACCUCGUCGACCUCCUCCUCGUCGGCACUCGGCAAGAACGCCAACAAGACCGGUGGUAUCAGGGCGCCGCAACCUCGCAGAAUCACCCCAAACGCCGUUCCCGUCGUCGCGCUCGUCCCGGCGCCUGACCUCGACCACCUCGUCUACAUCCGCACAGUCGUGAUUCGGACGCUUGCCCGCUGCCACAGGCACGCGCGCACCGUCGAGCUGUACGCGCACAAGGGCAACCAGCCAGUCAAGCCGCCGAGGUGGCGUAGGCUCCAGGCUAGGAUGGGCCGCUUGGCCCGUACGACCGGUCUCCUCGCCCGUGAGCUUGACAACAUGGGAUGA
Apiotrichum porosum is the source of this 642-nucleotide messenger RNA. RefSeq lists its product as uncharacterized. The coding region runs from base 1 to 642 and encodes 213 amino acids. The transcript has 3 exons. The record is from RefSeq and is a predicted model, not a curated record. NCBI's taxonomy places the organism in Eukaryota, Fungi, Basidiomycota, Tremellomycetes, Trichosporonales, Trichosporonaceae.